UUGCUGCAGAGUGGAUGCAGAGUUCAGCUCCGGCUUUGCCCGUGGUCCCCGCGGCCACAGCUCAGGCUUCGGCUGUGAUUCAGGACGAGACCAGAGGAUGGAUCUCUAUCACUUUGCCUUUCUCUGCGGGGCUCUGCUGUUUGUUUGGGAAAUCCCCUGUUUUCACACUCUUGCUAUUUUACCUCCAGCUGCCCCGAAGAGCAGCAAGGUGUCGAGGAUUUUUGAUGGACAAGAAGCUUCUAAGUAUUUCAAGGAUUUUUACGCGCCGCCAUCCAUCGACAGAAACAAUAAAGCAACAUCUAAAGACUCAAUUGAGCCUCAUGACUACAUGCUGUCUAUUUACAAGACCUUCUCCACGGCAGAAAGACUGGGACUCAACGCCAGUUUCUUUCGGUCUUCUAAAGCUGCAAACACUAUUGCAAGUUUUGUGGACAGUGGACAAGAUGACCUCCCACUCUCCCCUCUGAGGAGACAGCAGUAUCUGUUCGACGUCUCAACGCUCUCCAAAAAGGCGGAGGUGCUGGGAGCUGAGCUCAGGAUAUACACCAAAGUGUCUGGGAAUUUCAGGAUAUCGGAAACAGAGCCCGUCGACAUCCAGCUCCUCUCCUGCCACGACCGGCAGCUGCUUGAUUCCAAAACACUGGACUUGCAGGAUUCCAAAAGGCCAAAGUGGGAGGUGUUGGACGUGUGGGAAAUAUUCAAAGAGCAGCAGCACCUGAGCCAGGGGAAGCUCUUCUGCCUGGAGCUCAGGGCCAUGCUGGACAACCCAGAGAGGGAGCUGGACCUGCAGCUUCUGGGCUUGCACCGGCACGGCAGGCCUCAGCAGAAGAAAGCCAUCUUAGUGGUGUUCACCAGGUCUAAGAAGAGGCAGACCCUCUUCAGUGAGAGGAGAGAGGGGAGAGCGUUGCUGGGUCUGGAGAGGAAGGCCAAAGAGAGAGGCCCUGGCGCCAAAGCCAGCAGGAGACGGAGGACAGCUGCAUCCAAAACCCGCCACGGGAAGAGACACGGCAAGAAGUCCAAAUCCAGGUGCAGCAAGAAGCCGCUGCACGUCAACUUCAGAGACCUGGGCUGGGACGACUGGAUCAUCGCCCCGCUGGAUUAUGAAGCGUACCACUGCGAGGGGGUGUGUGACUUCCCCCUGCGCUCCCACCUGGAGCCCACCAACCACGCCAUCAUCCAGACUCUGAUGAAUUCAAUGAACCCCAGCAACAUGCCGCCCAGCUGCUGCGCCCCGUCCAAACUCAGCCCCAUCAGCAUCCUCUACAUCGACUCAGGAAACAACGUGGUCUACAAACAGUACGAGGACAUGGUGGUUGAGUCUUGUGGCUGUAGGUAGUAGAUCUGGCUUCCAACUUAUGUUGGUCAUGCUCUCUGGUUAGUGGGAAUCAAACAGCAUCACAGUCUGUGUGGUGGCGAGGCUGCACCUGAAAUAUGGAAAACUUGCUUGAUUUGUUUGGCAAGAAAUAUUUAGUGAUGCAUUUCCGAACCAUACACGCAACAAGGUCAUGUUUAAUACCUCAAACAGUUGUUUUAUUGUUUUUUCUGCAUGUUCUGCCCACUUCAACACUACAGCAACUGCAUAUUCAUGGAUAUAUGAUAAGAUAAACUUAUCAAAUCAAGAAACAUUUAAAAAACAAAUAGGUCAACAUACAUUUAUUUGCUUUCUUGCGGAGAGUUAGAUGAGAAGAUACCACUUUCCUGUCUGUGCAGUAAAUAUGAUGCUACAGCCAGCAGCUGAGUAUCUUAGCUUAGCAUAAAGACUGGAAACAGGGAGAAACAGCUAACCUGUCUCUGUCCAAAGGUAACAAAAUUGUCAUUUUUAAAGUUUGGUUCUUGUACGCAAUUAAAAACACAAGAUAAAGUGUAUUAAGCAGUGAGCUUCAGAGGUGCUGGUCGGCAGAUUUUGUUAUCUUUAAUAUAUUAUACUAAACAGUUUCCCCCGUCUCCAGUCUUUAUGAUAAGCUAAGUUAAACUGCCUCUUAUUUACAGUACAGACACAAGAGUGGUAUCGAUGUUCUCAUCCAACUGUCUAAAGAAAGCAAAUGCUUUCCAAACAUGUUGAACCACUCCUUUAAGAGUGAGAGUCACAUUUAAUAUCCCCCAUUUAAGUAAAAUAAUUGUAUACUCUUAUAAAAAAUAUUGUCAGUACAAAAAUACAAAAUUAUUUUAUUCUUUUUACCAACCACUGUUUGGCCCAUGGGACACAAGCACUAUGUUAAACUUUUAUGGACUGUUAGUAUUACAAGAAGUUACAUGAAUAUGAACAUUUAAUAUAUGUGAUGUUAGAUUAGACUUAACGCCCUGUAUUAAAAACAGUCUCGUUAUCGUCAAAGCAGUCUGGCAGUCCAACAAUGUAAUCCAACAAGUCCUCCAAACCAGUUUUUGGGGUCUCUUGUUAUUCUUAAUAACUUUAU
Messenger RNA from Perca fluviatilis (European perch), 2414 nucleotides. RefSeq names its product growth differentiation factor 6b (gene gdf6b). Gene Ontology annotation, biological process: SMAD protein signal transduction; BMP signaling pathway. The record is from RefSeq and is a predicted model, not a curated record. The transcript has 2 exons. Gene Ontology annotation, cellular component: extracellular region. Lineage: Eukaryota; Metazoa; Chordata; Actinopteri; Perciformes; Percidae. The coding region runs from base 98 to 1336 and encodes 412 amino acids. Gene Ontology annotation, molecular function: growth factor activity; cytokine activity.